UAAAAUAAAAAUUUUAACAACACAAAAUUGAAUUGCCGUAAAAGGAUCACGGAGAACGUGAUAGAAACUAGAAUCACAGAACAUACCCCCUUUAGGGGGGAUAUUUUGUGACUAGAAUCGAUUUAAUAUCUUCAUGUACCUCUGGUUUACACCUUAACCUAUUUUAAACGUCGAAAUCAUAUGUAAACUUUGCACUACCUAAUAAGUUAUUUUAUUUAUUUGUUGUGACAUUGGCCCUUCAUCCAUAAAUGCUUUGUAGCAUUCAUAACUCAGCUUGUGUGAUAAAGGAUAAUAGUACAAAAUGAAAGACAAUAGUUGUGUUAAUAAACUCUUAAAGAGAAACUCAAAUAGUUGCAGUGGAACCAAAUUCAAUAAGCUGACUUUGGAAACACUCAAAAAGUUUGAUGUAGAUUUGGAAAAAGUACAAAGUGAAGUGGUUGUUUUGAACGUUGGAAUCAUAGACUAUGAGGAAAAGAGUGCCCCGUCUGUUUUCGGCGAAAAGAAGGCCAUAUCUUAUUUGCUAAGCUUUGUAAUUUACAACAUCGAAUUUCGAGCAAAACUAAUGACUUUUGAAUAUAGCACGAGGUCAGAGCUUUUGAAAUUGGACCUAGCUUGUGAGACGUUAAAUGUUCAAAAGGAACUUAAAUAUUGUUGUAACUCCCUCCAGAGGAGGCGAAAUCUUAACUUAAUGUUUGUGAGCCUUAUAAAAUUUUCAAGAUAUUUGGAGUCCCGACGUUUAAUAUGCGAUGUUAUUUUUAAAAAGAGCGCAAACAUUGAGACUGAAGAGAAUAAGGAUGGAGGCAAAAUUAUCAUCUACUCAAAUAACACCAAAUGCCUUAAACUUGCAGUAUUCUGGAAUGUUGAGUGCAAUUCACAAUAUGAAGUAGUGGAUAAAGUGGAGGCUUAUUAUAAAGUUGAAGAACUAUCUAACCGAGAUGAUAUCAGAAAUACUUUAACACAACUUACCGAACCUUUCCUGGAAUUUAACCAAAAAUAUCAUCUAUGGAAAAAUCUAUUAAAGUUACUCUCUAAAGACUCUUCAAUCGUUCAUGUGGAUUGUGCAUGCCCGAGCCUUGAGAGCGUUGAAGAGAAUUGCUCAGAGGCAAGUACAUUCGAGGGUAUUUCAAUAAUAAGACAUCCAUAUUUAACAUCUGAGAGAUAUAAAAUCAAGGUUGAAAAAGAGGAACCUAUUGAUGAACUCGAUAUAACACCAUCUUCUAAAUAUCUGCCUGCUAUGGCCAGCAGCUGGACCCCAAUGGAUACAGUUCAAUCCGAUAAUACAGAUGUGAGAUUGGUGUCAGUUAGUAAAACAAACGUGACUGGCAAAGAUGACUUUUCAAAUCUAAAUGUGUAUAAAGGAUUGCUUAAAGACCAGUUUGUUGUCGGGAGACCAAGUUGUUCCAAAGUUUCGAGAUCUUCCCCAAACGUCGGAACUUCCAAAGCUCCUAAUUUAUAUAAAGACAGUCACAAUCCAAUUAGCCGAUAUCCAAAUCAAAGUAUUUCUGACUGCAGCAUCGUUUCGAUAGUUUCAUAUAAUAACACACGAAACCCAUCAAUUAGUAUAAGCGAUAGUGAUAUGGAUAGUGUCAUUUUACUUCCAUCGGAUAACGAAGUCAGCUCAACUUCAUGCAGGAAGAGAAAUGCCUGCACUUGUAAUCAUUUAAGUAAGCAAGGUGGUAGUAGUUCUUAUAAAUCUAACACUGCAACUUUUAUGGAAGUCGACGUAUGUAUACCUAAAAAACGCAAAACUACUGAUGAUGAUCUGGAAAUUACCAGUGUUACUUACGUUAUUCCAGAUUAAAAGGUUUCGCUUGUUGUGGCAAAUUGUAUAAAAGUACUGUAUAUACUCAUAAUAUAGUAUUUGUUAUUAAAUAGUUUAACUUAAAAAGGGCGUUAGAAAAAGGAAUUAAUCUACUCUUUACGAUAGACUUAAUUUACAAAAAGAGAACAGUUCAAAUUCAAAUGUUAAUCUGGUAUCUUACUUACUACUACACACUUAACUAUAUUAUAACACGAAUUAUUUUUAAAGCCAAUUACGUAUGCUAAAUUAUGCUCGAUACAUUCGUUUGAAUACUGUUUUGUUAUGUUGUUCAAUGAAAGUAAAGAUUUAUUUCCAUUAUUCAAUAUAACAAUAAUAUUUAUUGUUUUAAUUAUAUGUGUUAUGCUAAAAAUGUUUAAAUGUACUUGGGCGAAGAGCAAAUGAAAUAGUAUUUAUUUGGAACAGGAAUGUUUUGGUGUCAGACGUUGGAAUCUAUAUCAAAGUAACAUCUAGUAAUGCGAUUAUAAAACUUUGAACUAUAUUAAAAAUAAUAUGUAAGGUAUUUUGAUAGCCGCAACCUGAAAUAAACACAAUUCAUUAAAUUAUAUUGUCAGUGUAGUAGAAUAUUUCAAAAAGUUGUUAUUUAAUGAUGACCCCCAAAACAAAAAAAUGCUUUCACUAAUUGUAAUUUCAUUAUACCUGUAUUGUCUCAAGUAACUAAUGCAAUAGAUAAAUUGUUACUUGGCUAAAUUAUCAAUAUAUGUUUUACUUUAAUAUAGUUAUAGUUUCAG
Molecule: messenger RNA, 2550 nt
Organism: Dendroctonus ponderosae (mountain pine beetle)
Lineage: Eukaryota; Metazoa; Arthropoda; Insecta; Coleoptera; Curculionidae
Exons: 3
Coding region: 302-1801 (499 amino acids)
Source: RefSeq, a predicted model, not a curated record